AUGAUUGAAGAGUUGAUCCACCACGGUUACCUGAUGAAGUUCAUCAAGUACGAAAACAGAGAAAUGGAGCACCGACCUACCGAGCAGCGGAGAGACGUGCCAGAGUCGAGCAGGCAGAACGACUACGAUCAGCCACCUCUGAACCUGCCGGUAGAAGAGAGACCGAUCCACAGGGUUAUCAAUAUGAUUAUUGGUGGAUCGACCAUAGCAGGUUGCAGCACAUUAGUAGGAAAGACAUCAGUUCGGGAGCUCGAGCAUGAAGAUGAGAACCCGCCAAAACGCCCUUGGGUAGAGGAGGUGAUCUACUUCAUUAAGGAUGACGUUCGCGGGAUUCUGGUAGAUUCAGGCAGCUCCGCAGACAUCAUCUUCUUGGAAGCAUUUGACAAGUUGAAUCUAGAACGGAAAGACCUUCAGCCAGUAGACACACCCCUGGUUGGUUUCAGUGGAGAUGUGGUGACGCCCCUUAGCAGGGUCACUGUGCUAGUAGCAGCAGGAGCGAGGCCCAACAUAGUCCGAUUUGAGCACAUGUUUCUUGUGGUCGCCACCCCAUUCCUUUAUAAUGUGAUCCUAGGUCGGCCCAUCCUACAUGCACUACGAGCGGUGGUGUCGACCUAUUACCUCGCAAUAAUGUUCCCGACGAGCUAUGGAGUGGGGGUAGUACGGGGCGAACAGUUAGAGUCGUGGAAGUGCUACAUCGCGGCGUUGAAGGACAAGGUGAAGCUAGCGGAUGACGUCAAGCUGGAACCUCCCCUUGAGCACACCGAGGAACGAGCUGCACCGAUGGAGGAGAUGGUCUAG
Molecule: messenger RNA, 798 nt
Organism: Nelumbo nucifera (sacred lotus)
Lineage: Eukaryota; Viridiplantae; Streptophyta; Magnoliopsida; Proteales; Nelumbonaceae
Source: RefSeq, a predicted model, not a curated record